Molecule: messenger RNA, 845 nt
Organism: Rubroshorea leprosula
Lineage: Eukaryota; Viridiplantae; Streptophyta; Magnoliopsida; Malvales; Dipterocarpaceae
Source: the annotation of a GenBank genome assembly
GACAUUUGAUUUAAGCUUUGAUUGGUUUAUACUCCCUUUAUUAUGUUAAAUGUAGAUCCAUUGGUAGAUUUCAUAUUAUGUAUAUGAAAUUUUAUGUUGAUCUGCUACUCUUUCUUGAGUCUUAUGAUACUGCCAUCUGGGUUGAGUUGGAAUGUGUUUUUGAGAUUGCCAUGUGUAUGGGGAAGUGAUAGUGUGCUAUGUGAUGUGGAACUUAAUCCUGGAGAAAGUGAUGGUGCAUGAAAGAGAACAAAGUUCCCAAUGAGUAGAUAUUGGAGCUAAAAGGGAAGAAAGUGAGGUAAAAGAUUUGACAGUGAUGAAAAGAAUGGAUAUGGUUGGGAGUAGUGACAAGCAGGAGACAAGAAGUAAUUGAAAGUGGAUCAAAGAGGUUUGAGAAGAACCAUUAACCAAAUAAUGAAGAUAAGGAGGUUGAUCAAGGUAAAAGUACAAGUUUCCAUGUAGGUAGAAUGAAGUUUGCCAAAAGUGUGGAGGCAAAGAACCAAGUAACGUAAUUGCCAUGUUCAUGUAUCUCUAUUUCAUGGUGUAUAAUUUUGCGCACUAGCACAAGAAUCCAGAACUGUUAUUUGAUUCAUAAAGGUCUAUAUCACUCUGAAGCAGGUUGUUCCAAGCUUUGCUGUUAAGGUGCAAUAAUGGUUGAGCUGAAAUAAUAGAAUGAUUUGUAUGGGGGAAGAGGUUCAAGAAAGAAGCAACAAUUGACCUACUUCCUUUAAAUUGCUAAAAAUAAACAUCUCCUACACUCAUCAACAAAUUCUAUACCUAAGGAUGUGAAAGUUUAGCCAAAAUGGCCUGAAGUAUAGCUCAAUUAUUCCAAGCAUACAUUUGGUUGA